Schistosoma margrebowiei is the source of this 1273-nucleotide messenger RNA. Lineage: Eukaryota; Metazoa; Platyhelminthes; Trematoda; Strigeidida; Schistosomatidae. The record is from the annotation of a GenBank genome assembly.
AACUUUAAAUGUUUUUAAUUUCUAUAUUAUUAUACUUUAAAUGUAUAAGAAAUGUUUAAUUGGAAUAAUUAUUAUGCAAUCAUUGAUUACUACUUGUGCUCAAUUUCAAGAUCAUGUAAUACUUUGGGAUGCUAAUAACUGGAGAUUUAAAGAAGGUCAAAAUGAAAUCAACGUCAAUGAAGGUGACAAUUUGAUUUUUAUCUGUCCAUCAAAUCGAACAUUUUCCCAAUCACUUUAUUGGACAAAUGAUUCACGAGUAACAAUAAAAUGCAAUCAAACUAUACCAAUUAAAGUAAUUAAACUAUUAGAUUGUUUCGGUGAUAAUUAUGCAACGGAAUUUCUACUCAAAAUUAGUAGAUUUCAUGAAAUUUCAUCUCUUCCAGUAUUUCAUCAUGAAUUACCAAUUCAUUUUGUAGCUCAAUCGGUUAUUUGUCAAAACAGUAACUUCCGCCUAAGUGUUAAGCUGGCGUCAACACAUAGGACCACAAGCACAGAUAACGUUUCCAAUGGUUCCGCAACAUAUAUCCAAAAGUCUAACUUGACAGAUCAUUAUGAAAAAUCUCCUACCUCAAAUAAAUCAUCCUAUUUUCAUAUUAAACGGAAAAUUGCAAAAUUUAUCUCUAAUCUUUCUUCGACUUCACAUUUAAAUCAUGAAUUUACUAGUACAGAUCAAACAACCUGGAAAGAAUAUCGUUUUCUUAUUUUACCAGCAACAUUAGCUUUUUUUACAUUAAUUGGAAUGCAAAUUGUUUUUUGUAGUUUUUGGUUACCUAUUUCAGUGAUCAAUAAAUUCUUUAAACAUUUUCGACAAUGUAAACGUUUACAAAAAUUGAAAUCACAAUCUAAUCAGAAAAUUAAACAAAAUGAAACUAAAACAAUGAUGGUUUGCAAAGAAAAUUAUCAAGAUCCAAAUCAAAAUUUAUGUUGUAGUAUACCGUCUCAAACAUCAGUGAAUUCUUGUACAAUACAUUCAAUGAAUAAGUCAUUUUCUAAUUGUAAUCCAUAUAUUACUUCUUAUGAUCAAUCAAAUGAUUGUAAAUUAUUAAAUCAAAGUGAUGAAAUGAAUUGUCAUAAUGAAAAUGAUCAAUUUCAAUUGUUAAUACCUAAGAAAUCAUUAAUAGAUCAUUAUGAUUAUUGUAAUCAAACAGAUUUAUAUGAACAUUCAAAUGUAUUAUGUAAAUGUUCCUAUCAACAACAUCAACAGAUUAUUAUGAAAUUAAAUAAAAAUCAUACAAAUAUUUUACCGAUUUUUAUUUCAUCUAAUAUAAAAUGA